Messenger RNA from Engraulis encrasicolus (European anchovy), 5026 nucleotides. It is a transcript of the gene cep295, whose product is annotated as centrosomal protein 295. The record is from RefSeq and is a predicted model, not a curated record. Gene Ontology annotation, molecular function: microtubule binding. The coding region runs from base 166 to 4890 and encodes 1574 amino acids. NCBI's taxonomy places the organism in Eukaryota, Metazoa, Chordata, Actinopteri, Clupeiformes, Engraulidae. The transcript has 30 exons.
AGUUGGCCGUUUGAAGCUGCCGCGGGUUGUGUGUUGUUGUCUGGUUGAUAUGGACAUCUUCGCCGUCCAACGGUUUCUUACAAAAGAGUCAUAUCGGCUCUUCAGCAGGCUGUUUGCAUAGAUUAUGUAUUGGUUAAAAUAGUUUGUGACGGCGUACAGUUGGUCAUGGAAACCCAUGGAAGCUGCGUGACUUUGGUGGUGCAGCCCUUGUUUGACAGUGCUGCUGCUGCUGUGAAUGCCGCCUCUGCUAGUUCUGCUGCGUCUCUUCCGGCGGGCAGCUCCAGUGGUGUGCUGAAGCGUCACGUGGCCAGGAGAGGCCAGGGCUCACAGGGUCACGUGGUGCUGAGUCCCAAUGAGGAGAGUCAGUUGGCUCAGGAGGAACUGCAGCGCAGACGCAAGCUAAGACUACAACAGGUGCGUGAGCAGGAGAGGUACCUGGCGGUGUGUGUUCGUCAGCGCGUGCAGAAGCGCCGUGGGCAUCAGGAGGUGGAGCUAACUCAGCAGCUGCAUGAUGAUUGGACGAGGCGUCAGCAGCAGAGAACAGACACACUCUCCCAGACGCUCACAGACACACUCAACACCCUAGGCCAAGCACACACCAGCGCCAAGGAGAAUGAGCCAGACUGGGAGGGUCUUGCCCAGAAGAAAGCGGACCAGAAGAGGAGAGCAGAACAGAGACACACCCACGCCCUGCAGGAGUUACGCACACAUACACACACUCAAGAGCAGGAGAGCACACGGCAUAUCGAGGCGAGGAGGAGAGCGCUUGAGAUGGAGAAGGAGCGAGCAGCCAAAGUGGCGAAUAUGCCAACACGACCAGACCCACUACAGUGUGUGUUGCAGCCCCAGAAGAAGAAGUCCACUGUGUUGGAGCAGAUGUCAUCUCACACACUCACACCCUCCCCGUCCCUACACACACACAUACACCCUGAAGCUACUGUGGAAACACACACCGCACAGGCUGAUGCUGUGGAGGCGGGGCAGGAGGAAGGCAGGCGAUUAGAGCGUCUGGAGGAGGAAGUGGCGCGUGAUAGGCUGGAACAGCAGGAGAAGGCACGGCUUAGAGGAGAACACGCCCUCAAGAAGGAACUCCACUUACAGGAGCGUCAGCGCAUGUUGUUGGAUCUUCAUAGAAUCCAGAAAGCUGAUUGGCUGAGGAGGAAACGAGCUCUUCACCAAGCCCCGCCCACACGGAUAACACACACACACCCAACACAGACCACUCACGCACACCCAGUCACACACACACACCCAGCUCACACACAAGCCACCACACACACAGCAGAGUGCGAUGAGGAGCGGCAGAUAGCGCUGGAACACGCCUUCCAAGACCUCUACACCACGGAGAGAAGGGUGAAGGGUGACCUGGUUCUGCAGCUGGUCCCAGAGCCCCUCCCAGCUCCCUCCCCCAGUAACCACGACGACCACCUGGAGACCACCCUCCAACCUGCCCCUGGUUACCAUAGUGAAGAGCUGGAGGUGACACUGGAGUCUGAAGAUGUCACGCUGGAGGGGGAGGAGCAUCCAGAGGAGGCGGCACCUGUAGAGGUCGAGGUGGGGACUUCAGAAGCAUCCAGCCAAUCCCACGGGUUGAGCCGGUUGCUGCAGCGUAUUCGCACUCAGAGAGAUCACUGGACUUCAUGUCAUCAAGCGGCUAUGACAACCCAACCCAGCGAUGGAGGCGUUACUAUGGCCACCCAGCCCAGCGAUGAAGCCGUCCUUACGACAACCGAGCCCAUCGAAGUUGUUACUACGACUACCCAGCUUAGAGACCAAGCUAUCAUUAUGACAACACAGCCUAGUGAUGAGGUUGCUACAGCAACACAGCCCAGCGAUGAGGUUGCUACGGCAACACAGCCCAGCGAUGAGGUUGCUACAGCAACACAGCCCAGUGACGAGGUUGCUAUGAGCCUGGAGAGCGGACUGAUGAGCACAGACAGCCUGGACACAGGGCUGAGAGAGGACUCUGCUUCAGCAGCAGAGCAGGUGUGUCCAUCUGCAGACCCCCAUGUCGUCCGCUUGCAGCAAUACCAGCAGCAGCUACUGGAGCAGAACAGGCGCCACAGGCAGUGUGUUGACGAGGCUCGGCGGCGUCUGGACGAGUAUCAGAGAACUCUGACCCUCAGACACCUGGCAGUCGGCAUAGCAGCACCCUCCUCUGUUACUAUGGCCACCACUGUGACACGCCCCCCUGUAGCCAUAGUAACGAGCGCAACAACUCCACCUGUUGCUGUGGAGACCAGCACCACAGACACUCCUGUAGCUAUAGCAACCCCUGACAACUCGGACAUCAGCACGACCGGACCUGCACAGACACACACCUCUCAGCCUCAUACACACACACCAGCAGACAAACGCACACAGGCCGACACACACUCCCCCACACACACACCACCAGACAAACACACACAGCCCUACACACACACCCCCACACACACACCACCAGACACGCCACCACUCCACCCUGCCCCCGCCUCUCCUGAUGACAUCACACACAGCUCUGUCUCCGACUCCUCCCCUGCUCCCUCUCAGGUCCUCUUGGGCCCGGACGGAGGGGCAGAGUCAACAGGGGGUGUGUCUGCGGGAGUGGGGGGCGUGGCUCUACCUCCUGCUGUGGUGGUGCUGGAACUACUGAGGAGCAGAAGACAACAACAGGUGAGUGACCCGCAGUGUGGCUCCCUGAUGUCGGUGCUGCUGAGAGCCAUCCAGGACUCGACCAAUCACAGCGCUCACAUCUCCCAACCAGCCAAUGACACCGCUUGCUCCUCUCAGCCAACCAAUCACACGCCUUCAUCUCUCCAGGCGGCCAAUCAGAGCAGCCGCAGAGCGCCCGCUGUCCCGCCUCCAGCCCAUGCAUUGCGUGAUUGGCAUCAGCUGAGUGCCAUUCUGGAGGUAGACACGCCCCUCAACUCCACAGUCCGGGAGGAGUCCAUGCUGGGUUUGGAGGACACCAGCAGUGUUUCGCUGCCCCCUCACACACACACUGACACACACUCCGACACACACACACACUCUGGCCAGAGCAGCGAGGAGAGCCAGCUGUCACACACACACUCACACUCUGCACAACGCACACUCACAACACCACACACAUACUCCGGAAGAGCCAGCCGCCUGUCAUGGAGAGACACACUGCGCCUCGCCUCUGCAGGUGUGCUUCCUGACCCCGUCCAGCUCCCUGGUUCCGCCCCUGAGGUGGAGUCUCCUGUUGAUGGUGGCUUCAGCUUCAGCACAUCAGUGUCCACCGGCAGCUACAACACACACACCGCAACAGACUCCUCCUCUUCUGGUCGAGGUGGGGGCGUGACCUCUAGUGAUGAGGCGUUGCCUGGCGACCGGGCGGAGAGAGUGAUCGAGCGCCAUCGCAUGGACCUGCUGCACUCCCUCACACACACAGGGUGCCGCUCCUGGGCUGAACUGCUACACACUCAGGAAGAGGACGAGGAUCCAUCAGUGAAGAGCAGAGCUGCUUCAGACACAUCACACUCAUCAGGCGUGUUUCUGCCUCUGCAGCCUCAAUCCGACACCUCUCUCUUAUCAUCAUCACACCUACAAAGAGACCAGGAGUGGGAUGUCCCAGCCAUGAGCCGCAUCAUUGGCCAGCUGUCGCGUCUGUCUUCCACCAGCAGCCAAUCAAAUCUCACGCUGCCACAGCAUUCUUCCACCAUCCUCCAAUCAGACCACACGAUGCCUCAUUACAUCUCUACCAGUAACCAGUCAAAUCUCCCCCUCCCCCAGCUUUCCUCUACCUCUGACCAAUCAAACCUCACGCUGCCACAGCACAUCUCCAGCACCUACCAAUCAGAUUUCACGCUGCCUCAUCACGUGUCCAGCAGCAUCCAAUCAGAUUUGAGCAUGCUGAGUGGCCAGCAGGUCAGCCUAUCAUCUGAGUCUCUGGCUGGUGGGCGGAGCAUGGAUGAACUCUCCUCUCACCUGAUUGGUGAGGAGUCCAGCGGUCUCCAUAGUAACGGCAGGAGUGGUUGUGGAGUGCUGCAGCCCAUUGGUCAGCUGGCGCAGCAAGAGCCUCCUCAUUGGCUGGCGGACAAGGCAGAGAUGGGAAGCUGUCUCCCGAUUGGCCAGGACCCAACGCUACAGGUCACACCCCCUGACAAUACGCAGCACAGCUCAGAUUCCUUCCACCCGUUGGAGGCGGAGUUAACACUGGGCCACCUUAGUUCUGAAGGAGAUGACCCCGCCCUCUUCAGAUCAGACCCCGCCCAGACCUCCCAGCAUGCUUUGCAGGUCUCCUUGCUGCAGCCGCCCAGCCCCCUCACCCUCGACCAAUCACAGAGCAGCGCCCUCUCCCUGUCUGGUCACGCCCACAGCGCACAGCUCAGCCAAUCAGAAAUGACCAGCCUUCCCCUGUGGGAUCGCAUCAUGGAGGUUGGGAGUGGGCGGGGCAUCCUAGAGGAGUCGAUGCUCUCAUUGGUCAGCUUGAGUGAUGUCACACUUCAAAGCCUACAGCAGGAAGAAGAGGAGGAAGACACACUCACGCCCACACACACACCUACCCCACAAACACACAACAUACAGGACUCUCACACACAUCCCUCAGACUUGCAGGAAGAGAAGCACACACAUGCGUCCCCUUCCAGCAUGCUCACACACACACAGUGCACACACACACAGCAGACACUUCAGCAGGACGCCCAGAUAGCACUGGCCCAGGUUCCCACAACAGACCUACAAAGUGACCCUGCAGCACACCUAGUAGGAGGAGAAUGUGUUCUGAAACGGGUGGAAGAGGUGAGGAUCAGUCCAGAGCACACACCCAGGUUUUGUGAGCAGAUAGAGGAGGUGAGACUGAAGAAGGAAUUACAACAUCGCCGAGCAGCACACGCUCUACAGCAGAAGACUCUACAGAAGCUCCGAGCCAAACACAAACCCUGAUACAUAGACACACUGCUGGGGAUAUUCUACUGAUCCACUGAGUAGACCACAGUACACCUCUCUCUCUCUCUCUCUCUUGGACGCUUUCCACUGUAAUCUUUUUUUAAAUGUUAAUAAAGGAUUUUAUUUAAAUAUA